AUGGCUUCAGCAACAAGACAGACAUACGGUCAGCGCGCCGAAAAGCAUACAAACGCCGCGGCGAGGGCGCUCCUCGAGACCAUUGAGCGCAAGCGUACCAAUCUCUGUGUCAGUGUGGACGUGACGAAGAAGGCGGACUUCUUGAGGAUCAUCGACACUGUUGGUCCCUACAUAUGUCUCGUAAAGACUCAUGUUGACGUCAUCGAGGACUUCGAUGCUGGCCUCAUCGAGUCGCUGAAGGAACUCAGCGUGAAGCAUGACUUCCAGAUCUUCGAGGACAGGAAGUUCGCUGAUAUUGGAAACACUGUCGCGCUCCAGUACUCCUCGGGCGUUUACAAGAUCGCUUCCUGGUCGCACAUCACCAACGCGCAUCCCGUCCCGGGACCCUCCAUCAUCUCCGGUCUGGCCUCUGUCGGUCUCCCGCUUCAACGCGGUCUCCUGCUCCUCGCCGAGAUGAGCACCAAAGGCAGCCUGGCGGUCGGCACCUACACCGACGAAGCCGUGCGUAUGGCUCGCGCAAACCGCGAGUUCGUCAUUGGCUUCAUUGCGCAGCGGCGCAUGGACGGGCUCGGCCUCCGUGAAGGCGAAGCUAUGUCUCAGGAUGAGGAUUUCCUGAUCUUGACGCCGGGGGUGGGGCUGGACGUCAAGGGCGAUGGGAUGGGACAGCAGUACCGGACUCCCAGGGAGGUCGUGCUCCAGGACGGCUGCGAUGUGAUCAUCGUCGGCCGGGGCGUGUACGGGAAGGACAACGGCGCGAACGCAGAAGCGGUACGAGCCCAGGCGGAACGCUAUCGUGCUGAAGGAUGGAAGGCGUACCAGGAGCGGGUCGGGAUAUCAGAGUAG
Epithele typhae is the source of this 843-nucleotide messenger RNA. Its product is annotated as Orotidine 5'-phosphate decarboxylase. Gene Ontology annotation, biological process: 'de novo' pyrimidine nucleobase biosynthetic process; 'de novo' UMP biosynthetic process. The record is from RefSeq and is a predicted model, not a curated record. NCBI's taxonomy places the organism in Eukaryota, Fungi, Basidiomycota, Agaricomycetes, Polyporales, Epitheliaceae. Gene Ontology annotation, cellular component: cytosol. Bases 1 to 843 code for a protein of 280 amino acids. Gene Ontology annotation, molecular function: orotidine-5'-phosphate decarboxylase activity. The transcript has 3 exons.